AUGUAAAAUGAAAAUACUCUAAUUCACUAUUUAAAUCUAAAAAGCCCUAGAAAUAUUCGAUCUAAUUCAAAUAAGAUAACAAAUAUAACCUAAUAACAAAGAAUUGAAAUUUCAAAAAGAUUUUAGUUGAUGGUAAGCAAAAAUAGUAUUAAGCCAUAAAAUAUUAAUCCUUUAUAUCCCAAUCUUACCGAAAGAGUUGAAAAUUAAGUAUAAAGAAAUCUUUUAUCUACAAGAACUACUUAGAGAGAUGCUCAUUCACAAGUUAAAGCAUCUCAUCUAAUCUCAAGAUUUCGAUUAAGAAUAUCUAAAUCUAUUGAAAAAUACAUAAAUAAAUAAGAAAAUCAAACGCUAAUAAAAAUUCUAAGUUAUAAAGAAAUGGAUGCUUAAGUAUUGACUCCAAGAUAACUCACAUUGGAAGCAAGAAUUAAAAAUAGGAAUGAAAAUUAUUCAGUAUUUUAUAGAAAAAUUAAAAGAGUUUAAAGUGAUCAUUAAGAUUAGUAAACCACAAAUAUAAUCAAUAAUAACAAAACUGUACAUAAACCUUUGUCUUAUUACUUUUCAAGUCAUGCAUGCAAAAUAAAAUGA
Paramecium sonneborni is the source of this 585-nucleotide messenger RNA. The record is from the annotation of a GenBank genome assembly. Lineage: Eukaryota; Ciliophora; Oligohymenophorea; Peniculida; Parameciidae.